Molecule: messenger RNA, 1499 nt
Organism: Aspergillus saccharolyticus JOP 1030-1
Lineage: Eukaryota; Fungi; Ascomycota; Eurotiomycetes; Eurotiales; Aspergillaceae
Exons: 4
Coding region: 108-1433 (441 amino acids)
Molecular function (GO): metal ion binding
Source: RefSeq, a predicted model, not a curated record
UCCUUUCAGUUUCAAACUCAGCGCUUUACGUACAUCAGAAUUCCACUAUCUUAAUUACCUCUCAUUCACGCCUUCCCCCGGCUGUGCGAAAGCAGGCUUCGGGAAAAAUGGCGGCUCAAGCUGCUUCCGACUCGAACAAUGGUGCCGAUAACACAAAUGCGCCCGCGAUAAAUACCGGAGACAACGCGUCGGGGCUUUUUCAAACCUUGCAAGGUCAUGUCGACCAGAUCCGAUCCCUCAUACAAUGCGGCGUUUGCAUUCGGCCGCUCUACGAACCCUAUACCUUGGCCUGCGGACACACAUUCUGUUACAGUUGCCUAACGUCAUGGUUUGUCGGUGGACGACACAACAAAACAUGCCCCGACUGUCGAGCCCCGGUGAAGGCGCAGCCAGCCCCUGCUUACCUGGUUAGAGCGGUCGUUCAAAUGUUCACUAGCCAGCCCGAGCUACUCGACAAGGGUGAGACCACGGACGAGCACCAGCGCCAUCACAACGAGGAAUCAGAGCGGUUAGAAAGGGACAGACAGAAUACAGACCCCAAAGCGGGGGGUCUGUUUCGUGGAACAUUUAACAAACCAAGGAUUAGCCAACCUAUUAUGGAUGACGAUGAUAACAUAAUGCGUUGUCCGCACUGUGCAUGGGAACUGGAAGAUGAUGAAUGCAUACACUGUGGCUACCAACGAGAUGGGUCCUCCGUAACGAGCACAUAUUACAGUGAUAUGGAGACUGAUGACAUGACGGACUACAUGGAUGAUGAAAUUGAGGAUGGUUUCAGAGAUUAUGAUGAAGACUAUGAUUUCGAUGAAAUGUACCUUCAUGCUUUGCCGCCAGAGAUGCAGAACGCCAUCUUUGGUCGAAAUCCCGGAUACUUCACCCGUGGUUGGCAUUCAGGUCCUUCCUCGGGGAUUGAGGACAGUGAAAUGGAUGAAGAAGACGAUGCGGAUAUGGAUUCAUUCAUUGACGACGACAUAGAACAUGAGCAUGGGGAUUACUCCGAUUCUGACCGGUCUACUGUUGUCGGACAGCAAGAACACUUUACUUCACGAUCAGAGGUUCUUGAUAGCGGUACGCUCGACGAGAUGCUAGAUGGCAGCGAAGACGGUAGUAGUGAGGAAGAUCAGGAUUCGGAAGAUUCGGAAGACUCUGAUGACGAUGAUGAUGAGCCCAUCAGACCUGCAGUCAACGCUAGCCGGCGAAACCGGCCGCCAAUAUAUCGCGUGCCCUCAAGCUCCCCUAUCCCAGAGAUUGAGCAGUCAACCAGGGCGGCCCGAUCGGCGAACGCGGCUCCUAGCACAACAUCUGGAGGCUCUCGCCGUACUCAACAUUCACCCACCAAUACCGACGCGAAUCCGAUAUAUAUAGCCUCUUCUUCCGAAGAUGAAGGUCCUGUGAGACCUACGAGAAGGAAUAGAAGGGUGCGAGAAAACUGCUAGUCCACCCUCUAAGCACCAAUUAUCCAGCCAUAUGUGCCUUUCAUCCUAGGUGCUGAAGGCCAACGA